This is a messenger RNA of Cyprinodon variegatus (sheepshead minnow), 7101 nucleotides long. It is a transcript of the gene syngap1b, whose product is annotated as ras/Rap GTPase-activating protein SynGAP-like. The transcript is spliced from 22 exons. The record is from RefSeq and is a predicted model, not a curated record. Lineage: Eukaryota; Metazoa; Chordata; Actinopteri; Cyprinodontiformes; Cyprinodontidae. The coding region runs from base 294 to 4766 and encodes 1490 amino acids. Gene Ontology annotation, biological process: regulation of GTPase activity.
CACACACACACACUCACUCCUGCACCCUGUAUUUUUUAUGCACCUCGCACCGGGCGCUUUAUAAGCGGUCGUGGAUUAUGAUGCCAGUUUUUAUCACAGCGGAAUAUCGGCCUCUUCUUCAUCGACUGCUGCCGUAAACAACACUAAAAACGCGUCCCUUUUUUAAAUUAAUAAUUUUUUUUUUUUAUAUUUGAAUUAUUCCGGAUUUAUUUUUCUAAUUUGGUUUCCCUCAAUACUACUGAGCACCGAGAGACCGCCGCGACGCAGAGCUUUACGUCCGAUGCUUUUGGAACAUGUCCUAUGUUCCCUUCCAAGAUGCAAGGUGUGCCGUCCCCCCCUCCUAUCAUCAUCAUCACCAUCAUCGCUCCCACGCCCUCUCCUUCCACGCUCCUGCCUACCACCGUCCCUCUCACGAACGUCCCCCCUACAAUCGUCCUUCAUAUGACCGUCCCUCCUUCGAUCGCCCCAUCUUUGACCGCCCUUCCAUCGACCGCCCUUCCUUCGACCGCCCUUCCUUCGACCGCCCUUCCUUUGACCGUCCUGCCUACGAGCGUCCUUCCUACCACCGUCCAUUGCACGAGCGCCCCACCCAAGACCGCCCCUUGCACGACCGCACACCCCUCGACCGCUGGAACCCCCGUCGCUGUGUGAGCUCCGGACAACAGUACAGCAUGUUGGACCAGGAAGAGGUACACCCUUUGCUGAUGCGCGAGAGGCGCUCAGAGUCCCACAGGAACAAGCUCCUGCGCCGGACAGUCAGCGUUCCUGUUGAGGGAAGGCAUCACCCCGAGAUGGAUCACCGUGCCAGGAGGAAGAGCAUAGCCACUGGGAAGCAACCCAGCAUGGAGGUCCCUCCCACUGCCCCCCUUCAACCCUUCCGACAAUCCGUGAGUAACCCUCCCUGUCCUCGGCCUCGCUCGCUGCCUCCAUCCCUCUCGCUCGGCACCCCACCUCACCCCUUCCCGCUCUCCCUGGCUGUCUCCCCCUCCAACACCUUUUGCCCACCGGUGCAGCCACAGAAAAAGGGCUUCAAGAAAGGUUCGGCCACACCGCCCAUGCCCCGCUCGCUGCCUCUCUCCCCCUCCCUGUCCUUUACCCUGCCCCACUCACCUGCCGCCUCCUCCUCCCCUCCCUUCUUGUACUGGGGAGGAGACUGGAGGGCUGCCGGUUCGAGUCCAGUGGUGGGAGGAACGUUUAUUGAACCACUGCCCCCUGUUGAGAGUUUCCUCAGUAAGAGGUUGAAGGGCUCCAUCAAGAGGGCCAAGAGUCAGCCGAAACUGGACCGAACAAGCAGUUUCCGCCAAAUGAUCCUCCCCCGCUUCCGCAGUGCCGACCAAGACAGGACCCGUUUGAUGCAGAGCUUCAAAGAGUCGCACUCCCAUGAGUCCCUGCUGUCUCCCAGCAGCGCUGCCGAGGCGCUGGACCUCACUCUGGAUGAGGACGCCAUCAUCAAACCUGUUCACUCCAGCAUCCUGGGACAAGAGUACUGCUUUGAGGUGACAACGGCUUCAGGAACCAAGUGCUUUGCGUGUCGUUCAGCCGCAGAGAGAGACAAAUGGAUCGAGAACCUGCAGAGAGCUGUCAAGCCCAACAAGGACAACAGUCGGCGGGUAGACAACGUGCUCAAGCUGUGGAUAAUCGAAGCCCGCGAGCUGCCGGCUAAGAAGCGCUACUACUGUGAGCUGUGCCUGGACGACAUGCUGUAUGCACGCACCACCAGCAAGCCCCGCACUGACACCGUUUUCUGGGGCGAGCACUUUGAGUUCAACAACCUGCCGGCCGUCCGCAACCUGCGCCUUCAUCUGUACAAGGAGACAGACAAGAAGAGACGGAAGGAAAAGAGCACAUACUUAGGAUUGGUCAGCAUCCCCAUCUCAAGCAUCACCGGGCGGCAGUUUGUGGAGCAGUGGUACCCAGUCAUCCAGCCUAGCGUCCUCACAAAGGGAGCCGGCGUCGGAGGAGGGAAAAUCAUCAACGCAUCGCUUCGCCUCAAGUCCCGCUUCCAAACCAUGAACAUCCUCCCCAUGGAGCUGUACAAGGAGUUUGCAGAGUACGUCACCAACAACUACCGCACCCUGUGCGCCGUGCUGGAGCCCGUGCUGAGCGUAAAGAGCAAAGAGGAGGUGGCCUGUGCUUUGGUGCACAUCCUGCAAAGCACAGGGAAGGCAAAGGAUUUCCUGUCUGACAUGGCAAUGUGUGAGGUAGACAGAUUUAUCGACCGAGAACACCUUAUAUUCAGAGAGAACACUCUGGCCACCAAAGCCAUAGAAGAGUACCUCAAACUGAUUGGACAUAAGUACCUCAAGGAUGCUAUCGGGGAGUUCAUAAGGGCCUUGUAUGAGUCAGAGGAAAACUGUGAAGUGGACCCAAUGAGAAUACCCCCAUCUGUGCUGCCAGACCACCAAGCCAAUCUUCGAAUGUGCUGUGAACUGGCUCUCUGCAAAAUCGUUAACUCCCAUUGUGUAUUCCCUCGUGAGCUGAAGGAGGUUUUUGCAUCCUGGAGAGUGCGCUGCGCUGAGAGGGGUCGGGAGGAUAUCGCCGACCGUCUCAUCAGCGGCUCGCUCUUCCUGCGCUUCCUGUGUCCUGCCAUCAUGUCCCCGUCACUCUUCAACCUCACCCAGGAGUACCCCGACGAGCAGACAUCACGCACUCUCACACUUAUCGCCAAAGUAGUGCAAAACCUGGCGAACUUUUCCAAGUCAGAUGCCAUCAUCAAGCUGGGUCCUUUGCCCCGCCUCCUGAAUGACAUCAGCAUGGCGUUGCGUAACCCUCACCUCCAGCGGCAGCCGAGCCAUCAGACAGACAGGGUGCAGGACAGACAGACAGACAGGCUGCUGUCUCGACCCAGCUUUAACCGAGGGAUCUCAUCAGAGUUCCAGAAUCUCAUGAUGAGGGACUUGAACAGCUCCAUAGAUAUCACUCGUUUGCCUUCCCCCACCUCCACCGGGGGGGUCAUGCCGUCCCGUUCCCAGCUGAGUUUUCAGGACCGCGAUCAUCCUCACCGAGCCUCCAAAGACAUGUUUUACGUUUCCCGACCCCCUCUGGCCCGAUCCAGCCCGGCGUACUGCACGAGCAGCUCCGACAUCACGGAACCAGACGCUAAGGAUUCCCGAAUGAACAGCGUGUCUAACCUGCAGUCGGUGGACAUGCUCAACUCCUCCCAGGCCUCCAUCGCCGGUAUGGGCAGCUUCGGUGGGCUGAGCAGCGGAGGCGGUGGCGGCCUGGGGUCGGGCCUGAGCAGCCAGCUGCGGGCCGGUGGGAGGUUGUCAGCUGGCUCCGGCGGCUCCAGCAUGUCAGGCGGCCUCCGGCUGAGCCAGCUGAGCCAGAUGGGCACCACCACCGACUCGCUAUCCCAGCAGCAGCAACACCAGGCCGCCGCCAUGCGCUACCCGCUUUCCUUCCAGAAUCCCCUGUUUCAUCUGGCGACGGCUGACGGGCCGCAGCAACAGCUCCAUCACCAGCACAGCCGGGCUCAACCCCCAGCACCUCUGCUCCUGACCCCUGAACCCGAGCCCUCUCAUCCGGCCUACAUCCCACAGUUCGCCCACGGGGGGUUCUCUCGCAGUGAGGAUCUGUCCACCCUCAGGACCCGGGACGGUCACCUGGGUCAGCCCAGCAUAAUCCACUCACACAGCUACAGUGACGACUACAGCAGGGCUGACUACGGACGCAGGCAAAUCUCCAUGCAUAUGCAGGAUAAUCUGCAACAGCAGCAGGAAAUGUUGGGUAUGGCCUCCCAGACAGGAACAUCCCACUCUUCCCUGGCCACCACACCUCCCUCUACAGUCCAGCCUAUGCGCCAGAGUUCUGUUGCUCCACCUCCCAGCCAACGUGUCAAGUCCCAGACCUCCCACCAGCUAUCCGUCAGCUCAGCAGCAGCACCUGCCGGCUCUGGUAAAACCCGUCCGCAGAGCGGAAACCUCCUCCAGUCUCCAGAGUCCGGGUACGGCGGCAGGCAGCACGGGCCCCGGCAGCUAUCUGUCAAAGACAACACUGCCCCGGGUCUCCCCCACCAGCAGAGCUCGGUCAGGGAAAGUGGGAGUCCGCAGGGGACUACCAGUCAGAGCACUCAGCAGUCACCGCAGCAGUCUCAACAGCACCUUUUGAAACCCACCAUGACUAAACAGGGCUCCCAAUCACCUGCCACCCUCAAUCCCCCGACCCCAGCAAAUGAGCGAACAGUGGCCUGGGUCUCCAACAUGCCUCAUCUGUCAGCUGACAUUGAAAGUUCACGAAUUGACCGAGAGGAAUUCAAGCUGAAGGAGUACUCGAAGAGUAUGGAUGAGUCUCGCAUGGACAGGGUCAAAGAGUACGAAGAGGAGAUCAACUCGCUAAAGGAGCGACUAGUGAUGUCCCACAGGAAGCUGGAAGAGUACGAGAGGAGGCUCCUUUUGCAGGAACACCAGACCAAUAAGAUCCUUCUACAGUACCAAAACCGUCUGGAGGACAGCGAGAGGAGGCUACGACAACAGCAGGUGGAGAAAGACUCCCAAAUUAAAGGAAUAAUUAACAGACUCAUGGCUGUGGAGGAUGAAAUAAGGGGAGGAGCCAUUUAUGAGCCAAAAACCAGGAUUUUCGCUGAUCAGGGGAGGCGUCAGUCCAUCCUAGUGCAGCCCCGACUUGCGCCUGUCCCACCCCGAGUAGCCAGCCACUCCCAAAGCUUCAUGGAGGACAAUGUGGAACCUAAUUGGGUGAUGCACCAUCGGCCGUCUACGGGUUGGCAUGGCCAAAUGUCCAGAGCCCUGUCUCGUGACGCCAUUGGCUGACAAAGGGAGAACUUGGGCCGUUGGUCCUAUUCUCUUGUCUCUAGGGAUGGUGCAAACCCCCAGCGGACCAUGUAAGGAAAAGCUGGGAUUUCUUUCAUCUUUCUUUUUUUUUUUCCACUUUACUUGGGCCCUCUCUCUCUCUGAUUUGACAAAAGGAUUGAAAUCAAUAAUUUCAAAAUGUGUUGGAUCCAUAUUUCACCUGUUUAAAGCGGGCAGGACAUGUUUUUGGUGUAAGCCUGCCGAGCAUGCAACGAACAGCUAUGCAGUCUGAUCAGUCAGCAGGACGGAGGAAGACACAGGCCAAGGACAGCGAGGUUCUCACGCUAAGAGAGAGAGACCUUAAGUGUAUUUCAAAGGUGCUUGACUUCUCUUAUUAUUUCAAAGCUGACUCCUAUUUAACCUCCCAUUAACUCUUAUUUUGGUUCCUCUUUGUUCAGACUUUAUCGCUCUUUAAUCUCUACCUGGAUUCUUGACAGACUUUAUGUUUUAGCUCUCUCUUCAGUUUGAUUUUAAAGGAAACUAAAUAUGCACAGCCUAUAUAAAAAAAAAAACUGCUGAGGAAUAAAACUCUUGCUUCGAAGAGGACUUUGGAAAAACUGGACAGAAUGUUAUUUAUAUUUCUAUAACGGAUUCAUCUUAUUCUAGUAUUUAAGGGGAACAAAAGAAACUUCAUUAGACAUCUUCUGGAUGGAGGAGAUGUUUAUUUCUUGAUAAAAAUCCAACACAGCGAUCCAUUUUAUACGAUCGAUUUUCACAUUAAGACAAUCCGGUUUGGAACAAAGUUGCUCUAAAUCCUUGAGGGACGAGCUUGUGUUCUGCCUACUCCCCCAACCCCCCCAUACCACAGUUUGCACGUUGCUGUGAUCGGCCUGCUCUUUGCUUUUAUUUUUAUUUUUCCUUUGUACUAGUAUUUAAGGAUUCAAAGAAAGACACGUCCUCCGAUGUGUUUUUUCUCCCAACAAUCGCCGAGGAGCUCUCCAUUUAUGGACGAUUCGAUUAAAAAAAGCUGCUGGAUGAGAACGUUUGAUCACCAUGGGGGGGUCAACUUGGUGUUUUUUUUUUUGGGGUGUGGCCAUAUUUCCAGUCAAAUUGCUGGUUUAUUUCUGCAGCUGGACUCCUGGAAAAAAAAAUCCCUGCCAUUUCUGCCUGACACGAGAAACGGAGAGAGAUAUGUUAGAGGUUCUGCUGAAACGAGCGAAUGUGUUUGUACAUACCUAAAUGUAUAAGUGUGUGUGUAUAUACUCAGAUAUGUGUGUGUAUAUAUGGUAUGUUUGUGUGUAUAUAGAUGGUUUGUACAUGCAGAGUGUACAGUUAUUUUUCUCCUCUAAUGUUUCUCUCUCUUUGUAUGACUAGGUCUUCUCAAGCUCUUAACAUCGAGGCACGGAAAGGGUUUUUAUCGAGUUACACAGACAGCUAUCAGAGGCACUUUUUACACGCAGACCUAGAAUAUCAGCCAGGCCUGCCUAUCACUUCUAGCUACAUCCUUGAAUAAGAAGCUAACUCACGUAAUCUUAAGCUUGCACUCAUUUUCUGACCAACUUAAAGCUUUUCUAGAUACGAUUUGGGUGAGAGGGCAUCGUUUGUAUAUAUUAUAGUCACAACAACACCUUUUUGGGGGUUCUUGUAUUUAUUUAUUUAUUUAUUUUUUUUUUGUCCUCCUGAAAUCUUUAUUUGCAAUUAUUUGAAUAAAGGUCUUAACUUUGCUCUGAGUUGGAUCACUUUUGGUUUAUAUGAUAUAUGUUUGAGGGUGUUUUUAUAAACUCAUAGGUAUGUAUUUAAUUCUAUUUAAUCUGACAACCCUUAUAUAUGUUUCCUUAAAUUUUGCCCCACCCCCCCCCUAAAUCCUGCCACUCAUGGAGAUGUUUUUAUGCAGGUACAUCCGUCCACGAAAGCGUACUGCUACUACUUCAGAUUGCUUGUUUUUGUAUAGGUCCUAACUAAAUAAGUGUGCCUCCUCCUUAUACUCUUACUAACCAUUUACUCUGCUGGUCUCACUUCUUCUCACCCUCCUUUACAAGCCAUAGCCCCUCCCUCACCGCCUCCCUGUCCCCCUCAGAUCUCCUCUAUUGUUGUUUUACCAGGACAGACCUUUGGGGAUUUUGUGUAUAUUAAUGGAAGAGUGGUGUUGAAGAGUGUUUUGCAGUUAUAUAUGGAUUUGUUAUGAAUGUGGAUAUUCUGCCAGUUGAAUUAUUAUUGUAAUAAUGAUAAUAAUCAUUGCAUUUUUUUUUUUGUUUGGUUGAUUAAUUCCUAUGAUGCAGUUGAAGAAGAUGACAUUGGUUUUUGUUUUCUUUUCUUUUUGAAUAAACCACAAUUUAUAUUUUUUGGGUGGGUGACA